CACAGUUUAGGCGCCAUUUACAAGUUAGGGGUUUCGAGUAGGAGAGAGCGUCGGUAUGACACGGGGCUAAUUUUUGGAUUAUAUUUGACGAACCUUGGAUUGCCACACGCUUUCUCGAAGUCUUGCUUUGGAUGAGACGGAUAUACUUUUUAUAGACCGUGUGUACGUUGUGGAAGAGUUCAAAUCAUGCCAUCCAAAACUGCAAAGAGUUCAACUGCCGCCUCCAAGCCAAAAGGGAAAGGGUCGCAGCCUCGGGAUGACUCCGAAGACGAGCUGGAUGUACCCCCUCAAGAAACCAACUCCAAUGGCCAAAAGGAGGCACCACCGACAACUGAUCCGUCUCAGGGUGAAGCUGCCGAGGUGGUUGAUAAUCGAAGUUUGGAGGAGAUUCUCGGUAGCAUCCCUCCACCCCCGCCCCCAGCAAUGACCAAUGAACCGGGCGCUCCCCGCCUGAUGAUAACACAUUUAGUUAAUCGCAACUUUAAAUCUUAUGCAGGCGAGCAGAUUCUGGGGCCUUUUCACAAGCGCUUUUCCUGCAUCAUUGGUCCAAAUGGAAGUGGGAAGUCCAAUGUGAUAGAUUCAAUGCUUUUUGUGUUUGGAUACAGAGCCCAAAAGAUCAGAUCGAAAAAGCUUUCAGUGCUGAUUCACAGUUCUGACAAACACAAAGAUGUGCAAAGCUGUACUGUGGAGGUGCAUUUUCAAAAGAUUAUUGAUAAGGAAGGAGAUGACUACGAAGUCAUCCCCAACAGCAAGUUCUAUGUUUCCAGGACUGCCAGCAAAGACAAUUCUUCAGCCUACCAUAUCAAUGGAAAGAAAGCAACGUUCAAAGAAGUGGGGGCUUUACUCCGAAGCCAUGGUAUUGACCUAGACCACAACAGAUUUCUGAUCUUACAGGGUGAGGUGGAGCAGAUUGCUAUGAUGAAACCUAAAGGUCAGACAGAGCACGAUGAGGGCAUGUUGGAGUACCUGGAGGACAUCAUCGGCUCAUGCCGCCUCAAGGAGCCCACCCAAACUCUAUCCCGCCGCAUUGAGCUACUGAAUGAGCAGAGAGGAGAGAAGCUUAACAGAGUUAAGCUAGUAGAAAAGGAGAAGAAUGCUUUGGAGGGAGAAAAGAACAAAGCUGUGGAGUUCCUCACCCUGGAGAAUGACAUUUUUAAACACAAGAGUCAGCUCUGCCAAUAUUACAUACAUGAUCUGCAGAAACGUGUGGUUGAUAAAGAGCAGGAGAAGCAGAGGAUCUUAGAGGAUACCAAGGAGCUUACUGAAAAAAACACAAUAAUAUCACAAGAGAUGGACAAAAUGAACCAGGAGCUCAAAAAUGUGGAGAAGAAACAAAAUAAGCUCAACAAGUACAUUGAGACCCAGAAGGAGAAUUUCAACCAGCUGGACUUGCAGGAUGUUGAAGUGCGUGAGAAGAUUAAACACUCUAAGAGCAAGAACAAGAAACUGCAGAAGCAGCUGGAAAAAGACAAAGAAAAGCUGGAGGAAGUGCGCGGUAUACCCGCCAGCAGUGAAAAGGCCAUUUCUGAGGCAACAGCUCGCAAGGAAGAGCUGGAGAAGCAGAAGGUGAAAGAAGAGGAAAAGCUUAAGGAGGUGAUGGAGAGCCUGAAGGAGGAGACCAGUGGUCUGCAACAGGAUAAAGAGACUAAAGAGAAAGAGCUAAUGGAGCUCAGUAAGGCUGUAAAUGAGACCCGCUCUCGAAUGGACCUAGCUCAGUCAGAGCUUGACAUCUACCUUAGCCGUCACAAUACAGCUGUGACACAGCUCAACACAGCCAAACAGACACUUCAGACAACCUCUGACACAUUGCGGGAACGCCGGGCCGCCAUCAAAGAUUUGGAAGUGAAAAUACCCCAGAAAGAACAAGAACUGAAGAAGGAUGAGAAAGAACUGGAGCAGCUCAUGAAAGUGGAUAAUGAGACAAAGGAAGUGGUGAGGGACAUGAGGCAGAAGGUGGAUGAAGCCAAGAGCGCUCUGUCUUCUACCCGCAGCCGAGGAAAGGUCCUGGAUGCUCUCAUGCAGCAGAAGAAGAGUGGCAAAAUCCCUGGGAUCUUUGGAAGACUGGGAGACCUUGGAGCUAUAGAUGAGAAGUAUGAUGUGGCCAUUUCCUCUAGUUGUGGUGCUCUGGACAAUAUUGUGGUGGAUACUAUUGACACCGCUCAGAAAUGUGUCACGUUCCUCAAAGAACAGAAUAUUGGUGUUGCCACCUUCAUUGGUCUUGACAAGAUGAAGGUGUGGGAGAAGAACAUGGCUCCCAUUCACACGCCAGAGGGCAGCCCUCGUCUCUUUGACAUGGUGCGAGUGAAAGACGACAGUGUGCGACCAGCUUUUUACUUUGCCCUUAGGGACACCUUGGUGGCCCAGGACAUGGAGCAGGCCACAAGAAUGGCCUUCCAGAAGGACAGACGCUGGAGAGUGGUCACCCUGAAAGGACAGAUAAUUGAGAUGGCUGGAACCAUGACUGGAGGAGGAAGAGUGCUGAAGGGCAGGAUGGGUUCUUCUAUCGGAACUGAAGUCUCCCAAGAGGAGCUUGACCGUAUGGAGAGCAAGCUGAACGACAAAGUGUCAAAGCUGCAGGGCUGCCAAGAAAAAAGGCUGCAGCUGGAGGAGAACGUCCAGCGCCUGCGACCGCAACUUCGGGACAUGAAGAACACCCUGGAAAAAUAUUCCAACAGCAUGAACAGUCUCACUGACCAGGAAGCUCACUUGAAACUUCAGCUUAAGGAACUUGAGGCCAAUGUGCUGGCAGCUGCCCCGGACAAGGCCAAACAAAAACAGAUGGAAAAGAGCCUUGAGUCUUUCAAAAAAGACUAUGAAGCAGCAUCCAGUAAGGCUGGGAAGGUGGAAAAUGAGGUGAAAAGACUCCACAACCUGAUUGUUGAUAUAAAUAGCCACAAGCUAAAGGCUCAGCAGGACAAGCUGGACAAGGUCAACAAGGAUCUAGAUGACUGCUCCUCCACCAUAACAAAGGCCCAAGUGGCCAUAAAGACGGCAGACAGGAACCUCAAGAAAUGUGAGGAGAGUGUGACUCGUGUGCAGGAUGAGCUGGAGGAGAAUGUAAAGUUGACAGGGGAACUUGCAGAGCAAUUGAAGAAGCUGGAAGAUGAGGCUGGAGAGAUCAUGAAGGCCUGUCAGGAGGCUGAGGCUGCGCUCCCAGAGGUGCAGGAGCAGUACCAGGGGGUGCUGAAGGAGAUAAAGGUGCUUCAGCAGCAGGAGCAUGCACUGCAGGAGGAGUCCCUUAGCGUUCGGCUGCGCAUCGAACAGACCGAGGCCACUAUUACUGAACACAACAACAAGAUCAAACACUGGCAAAAGGAGGCCACCAAGCUUUCACUUCAUGCCAUUGAAGACAAGCCAGCAGAAGAGCUUCCUGUGUACACACCAGCUGACCUUGAAAAGAUCUCUGAUCCCAACAUCAUUAUCAACAAGAUGCUCACGCUGGAGACUCAGUGCACUCAGAUGAAGCCGAACCUUGGUGCCAUUGCUGAAUACAAGAAGAAGGAGGAGCUGUACCUGGAGCGUGUGGCUCAGCUGGAUGAGAUCACGACAGAGAGGGACAAAUUCAAAGGUGCCUUUGAGGACCUGCGCAAACAGCGUCUCAAUGAGUUCAUGACUGGGUUCAACAUGAUCACUAAUAAGCUGAAAGAAAACUAUCAGAUGCUCACGCUGGGGGGUGAUGCCGAGCUGGAGCUGGUGGACAGCUUAGACCCGUUCUCUGAGGGCAUCAUGUUUAGUGUUCGUCCACCAAAGAAAAGCUGGAAGAAGAUUUUUAACCUGUCGGGAGGAGAAAAGACCCUCAGCUCAUUGGCACUGGUGUUUGCUCUGCACCAUUAUAAACCCACACCGCUUUACUUCAUGGACGAGAUUGAUGCUGCUCUAGACUUCAAGAACGUCUCCAUUGUGGCCUGUUACAUUUAUGAGCAAACCAAGAACGCUCAGUUCAUCAUCAUCUCGCUGAGAAACAACAUGUUUGAGAUCGCUGAUCGUCUCAUCGGCAUCUACAAGACUCACAACACCACCAAGAGUGUGGGAAUCAACCCCAAAACCAUCGUGUUCAAGGAGCACGGGGCUAUAACGGCCUAAAGCUCAGUCAGUUUCUCUUUACUCGCCAUGUAAAUAUUUUAUGUUUUUAUGUUGUCCUUUUUUAAAAAUGACAUGCUGCUAUUCUUUUUACUAUCUAUCCAAUAAAUGAGUUUGGAAUGUUUCAA
Betta splendens (Siamese fighting fish) is the source of this 4208-nucleotide messenger RNA. It is a transcript of the gene smc4, whose product is annotated as structural maintenance of chromosomes 4. Gene Ontology annotation, biological process: mitotic chromosome condensation. Gene Ontology annotation, cellular component: chromosome. The record is from RefSeq and is a predicted model, not a curated record. The transcript is spliced from 24 exons. Gene Ontology annotation, molecular function: ATP binding; ATP hydrolysis activity; protein binding. Lineage: Eukaryota; Metazoa; Chordata; Actinopteri; Anabantiformes; Osphronemidae. Bases 187 to 4083 code for a protein of 1298 amino acids.